AUGAAGCAACAACCACAGGGAGCAACUGCUGCCAAGACAGAGGAAAAUCCAUUGUGUAAGGAGUGCAAUCGCUAUCACUAUGGCCAGUGCUUGUGGGGCACCUACAAGUACUUCAAAUGUGGAGGAGACGGGCAUAAAGCUAAAGAAUGUCCGAAGUUGCGAGAACCGGUGACCGGACGAACAUUCGUAAUGCAUGCCAAGGAAGCAGAGCCAGAUACUACACUUAUCACAGGUAGGAUAUCCAUCGCAGGUGUAGCUACAUAUGCUUUGCUGGAUUCAGGAGCUACACACUCAUUUAUUUUCGAGACCUUUGUAAAGCGACUAGAAAUCUUACCAGAAGACAAGGGGAUUGUAUUUAGAGUCACCGGACCUUCUGGCGAACAGAUGUUAUCUACCAAGAUGGCGAAGGACAUGGAGCUUAGACAGCAGGAGCAGGUGGUUCAGGCAGAUCUCAUUGUGUUGCAAUGCAUGAGUUCGAUAUUAUUCUGGGAAUGGAUUGGUUAUCACGGAAUGGAACUUCGAUCGGCUUCCGACGGAGGAUAG
This is a messenger RNA of Zingiber officinale, 543 nucleotides long. RefSeq lists its product as uncharacterized. NCBI's taxonomy places the organism in Eukaryota, Viridiplantae, Streptophyta, Magnoliopsida, Zingiberales, Zingiberaceae. Gene Ontology annotation, molecular function: zinc ion binding; nucleic acid binding. The transcript has 2 exons. The record is from RefSeq and is a predicted model, not a curated record. Bases 1 to 543 code for a protein of 180 amino acids.